Molecule: messenger RNA, 1833 nt
Organism: Chenopodium quinoa (quinoa)
Lineage: Eukaryota; Viridiplantae; Streptophyta; Magnoliopsida; Caryophyllales; Amaranthaceae
Exons: 2
Coding region: 377-1354 (325 amino acids)
Biological process (GO): RNA processing
Source: RefSeq, a predicted model, not a curated record
CAACUUAUAAUUAGGGAUUUAGGGUCAUAGGACUUCAAAAAAAAGUCCAAAAAAAUUGGGUUAUAAGAUCCACCGAAGUGGGUAGCCUUAACCGGAUGUGUAUGUUUACAGGAAAGCCCGAAGGCCACUCCCGUCCCUGUCAGGGGAGAUGCCAACCAUCUCUCCUUUCUACGAACACAAUCUAUUUUAAUCCUACCUAUUCAAUAUAAACUCAUAUUCUAUCUUGUAAUCUUUCGAUGUGGUACAAAACAUCUGUUUUCUUAAAUAAAAAAAAAAACCAUCACUCUCCUUUCAACAAAAUCUUAGCCCACCAAGUGUUCGACGAAAUUCCCCAACCCACCAAAUUAACCAGAGAAAAACCCUUCAAAAAUCAGAGAUGGGUAAACGAGGUAAAGGGAGAGAAAAUGGCGCAUCUUCUUCAUCUGGGUUUCACACAUCUCUCACUCUUCGAGAAGAAGCUAGUGGAAAGAAACAAUCCCACAAUUCUAAAGCAAUCCUCAAACACAAACAUUUACAGAGUUUGGCUCAAUGGGCUGCUGGGUUAGGGCAAGGGAAUGGUAAAGAUGAACCUUCAGUUGGUUGUUUGGGUGCAUUUUUUGGUCGUCGAUUUGCUGAGUUUGGGGAGUCCUUGGGAAUUGCCCCUGACCCUUCUUUCUUUUCUUGUCAAAGAUGUGAGACGAUUCUCCAACCUGGCUCCAAUUGCACGAUUCGAAUUGAAAAAAAUCGAGCCAAGAGUCAGAGGAGAAGCAAAACUAAGACACCCACACAGAAUAACGUUGUUUACACAUGCCACUUCUGCUUGCACCGGAAUCUAAAGCGAGGAACCCCAAAAGGACAUAUGAAAGAUCUAACCCCUUCAAAGCCCAGAUCUUCAAAGCCUAAAUCUGUAAUCUCUGCAAAGAAAAGUAAAACUAAUAUUAGCAAUGUCAAAAUUGGCAAGGCAGAGAUUAGCAAGGUCAUAACUGCCAAGGUAAACGAGGAGAAUUUAAACAAGGUCAUAACUGACAAGGGGGACAAGGAGAAUUUUAGCAAGGUCAUAACUGACCAGGCAACUGAAGCACCUGCACCCGCAAUAAGCAAUGUUUGUUCUUUUCUUACAGAUGCUCCAACAAGUUCAUUGGCCGAGAGUGGUGCAAAAUUAUUGGAUAGUAAGAGGAGGAAAAGGAAAAAACCAGGGCUGAAGAGAUCAACAGAGGAGACUAUGGUUGGUUCAGCCCCAGCAGAGAUAGAAAAGGGUAGCGGCGCCUUGAAGAAAAGGAAGAAGUCCUGGACUACUCUGAAAGAUAUUGCAGAGAGUGAGAAGCAUGACAGGAAUCAGAGGUUUACUAAUUUUUCAAUUCCCUUCAACUUGUAAUCGUGAUUAUGAAUCACUGGAUUUAACAAUGAGCUCCUAUAAGUUUCAAGAGAAGGGAAAUAUAAUUUUGAUGCUGCUUUGAGCGAUAAGAUUAGCUGAUAAACUCAAUUAUGAAAUCUUCAGCACAAAUUAUCUUGUCCGCUUGAAUAGCUUAAUGAUACCAACGUGCCUUAUACCAAUUAGAAGUAAUACUGUUGUAGAUUCGUCUUGAUUUGUAGUUUCAAAACACUCAUUAAUUUUCAUAGUUCGAUUAUAUGCAUUGUAAAUUAAUGCUUAUAAAUGUAAGUAGAAAACCGUAACAGGCCAAAUGGGAUAAACAUUAUAAAAUGGAAUGACUCGAGGGUAAGUUACGAAAGUACCUUAAACAAGAUAUGUCUUACUUUUUAAUUAGCAAAAUUAUUACAGACUUACAGAGUACCUAUAAUAUCUUGCAUGAAAAGAGAUUUGUUGGUACAAUGUAAAACUUGUGUAUGUAUCUC